Messenger RNA from Scaptodrosophila lebanonensis, 2147 nucleotides. Its product is annotated as long-chain-fatty-acid--CoA ligase heimdall. NCBI's taxonomy places the organism in Eukaryota, Metazoa, Arthropoda, Insecta, Diptera, Drosophilidae. The coding region runs from base 1 to 2061 and encodes 686 amino acids. Gene Ontology annotation, cellular component: endoplasmic reticulum; membrane. Gene Ontology annotation, molecular function: long-chain fatty acid-CoA ligase activity. The transcript is spliced from 2 exons. The record is from RefSeq and is a predicted model, not a curated record.
AUGAACGAGGUGGACCUAAAUCAAGUGAGGCCUGGAAAUUUGAAGCCAGCAACCAGCUACACGAGCAACUCACUGCACGAUGCUGUAAAGCUACGCAUUGGAGAUGAAGGCAUCGCAGCAAUAGCCCCUCAAACGCUCCCGGAAUUCUUUGGCGCCGUCUGCAGCAAAUAUGCCAAAUCGCCGGCCUUGGUUUUCGAAACGCCGGAUGGCUGGACAACGCUGAGCUAUGAGGAGUACGAGCGCAAGGUGCGACAGUCGGCACUGAUGCUGCUGCAUGUGGGUCUGGAGCCGCGCACCAGCAUCGGCAUCUUGGCCUUCAAUUGUCCGGAGUGGUUCUAUGCUGAGCUGGGGGCUAUACAUGCCGGCGGCAUUUUAGCUGGCAUCUAUCCGUCCAAUUCGGCAGAGGCAGUGCAUCAUGUGUUAGAGACAAGUGAGGCCACUGUUUGCGUCGUGGAUGACGACAAGCAAAUGGCAAAGUUGCGAGCAAUCAAGGAACGUCUGCCGCGCCUCAAGUCCGUCAUUCAAUUGCACGGACCCUACGACUCAUUUGUGGGCAACGAGCCCGGCUACUAUCGCUGGAGCGACUUGGAACAGUUGCAGUUGGAGGCGAGCUACGGCUCCGAGUUGGAUGCUCGAGUGCGUUCCGUGCAUGCGAACGAAUGCGCCAUGUUGAUCUUCACCUCCGGCACUGUAGGAAUGCCCAAAGCUGUAAUGCUUUCGCAUGACGCCGUCAUCUUCGAUGCCAAGACCAUUGCCCAAAGCUUCGAGAAUGUGGAGGAGGGUCAUGAAUCUCUGGUCACCUACUUGCCGCUGAAUCACAUAGCAGCACAAGUUUUCGACAUUUUCCUGGCCAUGGCGUACGGCGGCUGCGUUUACUUUGCGGAUCGCAACGCGCUCAAAGGCACCUUGACACGUACCUUUGCGAAGGCGCGACCCACACGCAUGUUUGGAGUGCCGCGCAUUUUUGAGAAAUUUCAGGAGCAACUGUUGGCCGCCGAAGCCAACAGCAAGCCAUAUGCCCGACUGUUGCUGGGAAAGGCGCGAGCCACUGUACGGCAAUAUCAUCUGUCACGCAUUGCUGGUAAUCAAAUCUCUCUCUAUGGCGAACUGAAGUAUUGGCUGGCUUCCAGAAUCACACGCUCUAUAAAGCAGGCGCUGGGCCUGGCUUAUUGCAAGACAUUUAUCAUAGGUGGCGCUCCAGUUACCGAUGAGCUGAAGCACUACUUUUUAAGUCUGGACAUUCCGCUCUGCGAUGUUUAUGGCAUGUCGGAGACAGGUGGCGGCAUCACGCUGCACACACAAAUCAAAAACCUGUCCAGCUCGGGUCGACCCGUCGAGGGUUUCGAGGUCAAGAUCAACGCGCCCGAUUCGAAUGGUCAGGGAGAGCUUUGCGUGCGUGGUCGCAGCAAUUUCAUGGGCUAUUUGAAUGAGCCCUUGAAGACGAGUGAGACCAUCAAGGAGGAUGGCUGGCUACAUAGCGGCGACUUGGGCUACUUGGAUCCCUUGGGUAAUGUUAUAAUCUCCGGGCGUCUAAAGGAGCUGAUAAUAACGGCCGGUGGAGAGAACAUACCACCUGUGCACAUUGAGGAGCUAAUCAAACGGGAACUGCCAUGUGUCAGCAAUGCCCUGCUUGUGGGCGAUCAUCGCAAAUAUUUGACAGUCCUCCUAACCCUGAAGACGGACACAGAUGCGCACACUGGCCUCCCACUGGACGACCUACGUCCGGAUGCCGUUGAGUGGCUGCAGUCCCUCAACUUGCACUACACUCGGCUCUCGGAAUUGUUGGGAUUGGCUGCUCCGCUGAAGCUGCCUAGCAGUGAUGACGACAUAAAGGCAACCAGCUUGCAAAUAAAUCCCAAUCCGAAGCUAAUGCAAGCCAUUGAGGAGGGCAUCAAGAGUGCGAAUAGACACGCCAUUUCAAAUGCGCAGAAGGUGCAAAAGUUUGCUCUGCUGCCGCACGACUUCUCUAUACCCACGGGCGAGCUGGGACCCACUCUGAAGGUGCGACGUAAUAUUGUGCUGGCGAAAUACGCUGAGGUUAUCGAACGACUGUACAAAUGAGGACUACAACUUGCUUGGACUGGUGCUUAUGAUUAAGUUUCAAUAUGUUAGUCAUUCAGUUAAUAAAUUUAAUUUCAGAAAUACUA